This is a messenger RNA of Lactuca virosa, 1709 nucleotides long. Lineage: Eukaryota; Viridiplantae; Streptophyta; Magnoliopsida; Asterales; Asteraceae. The record is from the annotation of a GenBank genome assembly.
CUCGUGUCUCUUCUCGCUGCCCCAUGUGAUAUUUUUUAUUUUUUUUGCUUCCAUCACCAGCUCCUCAUUUUCUUUUCUUCUUCUCCUUCUUCUUGUUUACGAUAUAAAAUUUUCAAUACAAGUAUACAACCAACGCAAGAAAAGAAACACUCCAAAUUCCACCACUUCUACAACUAGCAGAAACAUACGGACAAACACAGACGAGGAGGCACGAAUUCCAACACAAAAAGGGUUUGUGUCUUCUUCUACAUCAUCAAAGAGGGCUCUAGAGCCCCCUUGGGAACCAAAGCUUUGGAGCAACAAUGGAAUACCAGGCAAACUACUCCAUCUGGGAUGGGCUAUACUACCACCCACAUCUAUUUGGUGGCAUAAUGUUAACAGCUGCAUUGCUUGGUCUUUCCACAAGUUAUCUAAGUGGUUUCCCUACUAUUCCAUACAUGUUACCUUAUUUAGGAAAUCUCCAGAAGCAAAAAUCCGGAAAGAAACGUAUCCGUGUUUACAUGGAUGGGUGUUUUGAUCUUAUGCAUUAUGGUCAUGCAAAUGCUUUAAGACAAGCCAAAGCUUUAGGAGAUGAAUUGGUGGUUGGAGUUGUAAGUGAUGAGGAAAUCAUAAAGAACAAAGGUCCUCCUGUUUUAUCCAUGGAAGAAAGGUUGGCACUUGUUAGCGGAUUGAAGUGGGUUGAUGAGGUUAUUGCUAAUGCACCUUAUGCUAUUACUGAAGACUUUAUGAACAGUCUUUUUAAGGAGCAUAAGAUUGAUUAUAUCAUACAUGGAGAUGAUCCUUGUCUCCUUCCUGAUGGAAGUGAUGCAUAUGCUUUAGCAAAGAAAGUUAAUCGUUACAAACAGAUCAAAAGAACAGAAGGUGUUUCAAGCACAGACAUUGUAGGAAGGAUUCUUGCAUCCAUGGAAGAUAAAGAAGUUAAUGGAGAAAGUAAUGAAAUGAGUAGAAGAAGCAUAGAGAGUCAUUCCAAAUCCAAACAUGCAUCUAACUUUUUGCCUACAUCAAGAAGAAUUGUGCAAUUUUCAAAUGGCAAAGGGCCUGGACCGAAUGCUCGUGUUGUGUACAUUGAUGGAGCAUUUGAUCUUUUUCAUGCUGGCCAUGUUGAGAUUCUGAAGAGUGCAAGACAGCUUGGAGAUUUUCUACUAGUAGGCAUAUAUACAGAUGAAACUGUUAGCCAACAACGAGGGGCUCAUUUCCCAUUAAUGCAUUUGCAUGAACGCAGUCUCAGUGUUUUGGCUUGUCGAUAUGUUGAUGAAGUCAUCAUUGGUGCUCCCUGGGAAAUCACAAAAGACAUGAUUGCGACUUUUAACAUCUCUACGGUUGUGCAUGGAACUGUUUCCGAAAGUGAAUCUACUCUCAAUGGGAUGGUGGAUCCUUACUCGGUUCCCAAAAGCAUGGGCAUUUUCAGGAUUCUGGAAAGCCCAAAAAACAUCACAACCACUUCGGUAGCUCAAAGAAUAAAAGCCAAUCAUGAGAUAUACGAGAAGCGAAAUGAAAAGAAGGAAGCUAGUGAGAAGAAAUUUUAUGAAGAGAGGAAUCUUACCGGAGAAACAGAAAUCGCUUGCCGGAGGUCGUUGUUCGGAGUUGAGCACUCCGAUCUCCACCGCUGCUAUCUAUAUUUUGGUGAAAAAUCCGGCGGACGUGAGCACUCCUGCUUCCGGCGCUGGCUGAAUAUUUCCGGGAAAUGGUGUUGUCAAGGUUUAGUUUGA